AUGGAGGUGCUGAACGCAUUUUUUGCGACGAGUGCGCCGAUGAGCUUCGCUUUUUCCGGCCGCGACCUUAGCGUGGAGAACGAGGAGGAUCACCCACAACCAUUUGAGCCUGCUGAGACGCUUUACCGCCCCGAGUCAGACGAAAGCGCCUUCCUUCUCUGGUGCAAAGACCCCAACUCGCUCGGCAACCACAACCUAGGGGUGAACUCCAACGACCACGAGGCCAAGUUUCGCACCGUAUUUGGCAUGAUGGGUGACCACUUCAAGUUGUCUCGCCUGCGGGGUCAUGUCUGGCGUGAAUGGCUCUGGGCGCGACCUCCUCAAGUUCUUUGCACCUGA
Phytophthora sojae is the source of this 339-nucleotide messenger RNA. RefSeq lists its product as hypothetical. NCBI's taxonomy places the organism in Eukaryota, Oomycota, Peronosporomycetes, Peronosporales, Peronosporaceae. Bases 1 to 339 code for a protein of 112 amino acids. The record is from RefSeq and is a predicted model, not a curated record. The transcript is spliced from 3 exons.